Molecule: messenger RNA, 1895 nt
Organism: Salvia splendens (bonfire salvia)
Lineage: Eukaryota; Viridiplantae; Streptophyta; Magnoliopsida; Lamiales; Lamiaceae
Product: metal tolerance protein 10
Exons: 6
Coding region: 502-1689 (395 amino acids)
Biological process (GO): monoatomic cation transport; transmembrane transport
Cellular component (GO): membrane
Molecular function (GO): monoatomic cation transmembrane transporter activity
Source: RefSeq, a predicted model, not a curated record
UUAAAUGCCCUAAAAUACUUUAUUAACUUGAUUGUCACUUUUCUAAAGUGGAGUAUUUAAGUAGUACUAGUAGAUAAAGCCAUAUGACCCCGCCCGAACCAAAAGAGAAAGGGGUUAGGUAGGCCGUUUCUUCUAGUAUUUCCCUUGUUAAACAAUGCAAAUUAACUCAAAUAAAAUCAAUCAAUUAUAAAUCUAACAAAGUCGAUGAAUUUUUAAUAUAUUAACAAAUUAAAUUUUUUUAGUUGGGAUGAGUAACGUAUUAAUUUAAACCGAGUAAAUCGUCAAAAAUAAUGAAGUCCUAUUUAUGAGUACACGUAUUCUAAUACAAUUCGGAAACUAAACAAGGCCGUAGUACGUGUAUAUGUAUAUAUAUAUAUAUCCCAACUUCCCAUGAUUAUCUCAGUAGAGAUUCAAAUCGCGAGUAGUUUCUCUGUACCCACAUUGCUGCCAAACCAUUUCAAAUUCCACCCAAAAUAGAAAACCUAAAUUAAACCUCACAGAAUGGAGAGUGCCAGCGGCGCCGCCGUUGUGAGCGAAAGCCGCAGAGAAUUGUUGAGCACCGAUACGAUCCAGCCGUCGUGGAGGCUCAACUUGGAUGCGUUCCGCUUGCCUGAGCGCGAGUCCGACAAUCGCCACUCCGCUUUCAACAUCCGGCGUCUCUUCAGGAACAAAAGAAAACAACGAAAAGUUGCUGAGUAUUACAAACAGCAGGAAAGACUUCUGGAAGGAUUCAAUGAAAUGGAGACAAUCCAUGUAUCUGGUGCUUUAGCAGAUGCUCUUACUGAGGAUCAACUGAAACAGGUUGCACAGAGCGAGAGGCUAGCUGUUAACAUAUCUAACAUUGCCAAUUUGAUCCUUUUCAUUGCAAAAGUGUAUGCUUCACUUGAGAGCAGAUCUUUAGCUGUCAUUGCAUCAACCAUGGAUUCUUUCCUUGACCUCUUAUCUGGGCUGAUCUUGUGGUUUACAUCGCAUGCUAUGAAAAAUCCAAACCAGUAUCAUUAUCCAAUUGGAAAGAAAAGGAUGCAACCAGUGGGCAUCAUUGUUUUUGCUUCUGUCAUGGCAACACUGGGAUUGCAAAUUAUACUGGAGUCUGUUCGGCAACUCAUAUCAAAGACUGGCCCUGAGAUGAACCAUAACCAAGAGAUGUGGAUGAUAGGCAUCAUGGUAUCUGUAACUGUAGUGAAGUUUGCACUUAUGGUUUAUUGCCGCCGAUUUAAGAAUGAGAUUGUGAGUGCCUAUGCUCAAGAUCAUUUCUUUGAUGUCAUCACCAACUCUGUCGGAUUAGCCACUGCUGUUUUGGCGGUCCGUUUCUACUGGUGGAUAGAUCCUACAGGAGCCAUGAUUAUUGCAGUUUACACAAUCAACACUUGGAGUAGGACUGUGUUUGAAAACGUGGGGUCGCUAAUUGGAAGAACAGCACCUCCAGAUUUCCUCACGAAAUUGACUUAUCUGAUAUGGAAUCAUCAUGAGGAAAUCCAGCACAUUGACACAGUAAGGGCAUACACAUUUGGUACACAUUACUUUGUGGAGGUCGACAUUGUGCUGCCGCAAACUAUGAUGCUGGGCGAAGCACAUAAUAUUGGCGAAACGCUACAAGAAAAGCUGGAGCAACUGUGUGAGGUGGAGAGAGCAUUUGUUCACAUUGACUUUGAGUUCACUCAUAGACCGGAGCACAAGACCAAAGUCUGAGCAGCUAAUACUUUAAAAACCCUCAGCCUUUGAGUUAACUAUACUUUAGUAUUCGUUAAGGUGUUAAAACAUGUUUUUGUCUAUUAAUUCAUCAAGUUUAUAGUAUAGAGCUUCUACAUUUUCUUCCCUUGCAUAAUCUAUAUUCUCGUGUCUGGUUGCCUUCGGAUUUGAUGGAAAAAUAAAUUAUGAAGAUAAAAAUUUCUUUA